Messenger RNA from Cuscuta europaea, 1578 nucleotides. The record is from the annotation of a GenBank genome assembly. Lineage: Eukaryota; Viridiplantae; Streptophyta; Magnoliopsida; Solanales; Convolvulaceae.
UCCACCUCCAUCUUCUUCAACACUCUUUCUUCUAGGUGGAUGAUAUAGUAUUAGCACAUGUUAGAGCGGCAGGUUUUUAUGGUGUUCACAUAUUGGUGGCUACUGUCCCACUUGAUAGAGCGCUACUCACUGCUCUUCUUGAGCGUUGGAGGCAGGAGACACACACAUUUCACCUCCCAGUUGGUGAGGUGGUAGUGACCUUGGGAGAUGUGGCCGUAUUGACUGGGUUACAGGUCCAUGGGAGAGCAGUUACAGGUACUGCGUGUCGACCAUGGGUUGAGGAUGUUGAGCGCUUGUUGGGUGUUCGCCCACUUCUUAGGACAGAGAUUCAUGGGUCAUCUCUGAAGAUGUCAUGGUUUAGGGAGCAUUUCGUUGUUCUUCAUCCGAACGUUGAUGAGGUGAUCAUUCAGCAGCAUGCACGAGCAUACAUUUUCAUGCUUAUGGGAGCUUCCGUUUUUGCUGACAAGAGUGGAAAUGAGGUUCAGGUCCUACACUUGCCGAUCCUAGAGAGAUUUGAUGUAGCUGCACACUUCAAUUGGGGUAGUGCCACGUUGGCUUAUCUGUAUAGGCAGUUGUGUCGCGGUUGUCAGAAUGGGAGCACGGAGGUUGGGGGUUUUCUACUUCUAUUGCAGAUUUGGUCAUGGGAGUACAUACACAUUGGCCGUCCCAUUAUAGUACGAUACCAUGAGCUUGAUGGAGAACCACUUCAUCAUGAUCAGCCUCCACAUCUUCUUGGACCACAUCAUCGACGGGGCGAGAACCCAUUGGGGCGUCGGUAUGUUUUACUCGAUUAUAUUUAUGUUACUGUAAGUAUAAUAUAGUUGUAUUAAUUAUAAUUGUAUUAAUAUAUACUACAUGAAUGGUUAGAUGGGUAUUUGCUGACAUGUGUCACACAUCAUCAACUUCUGGUCUCGGUUUCUACAGGGAUGCAUUUGAUCGCAUGUCUGAGGAAGCCUACAGAGGAUUGGUCGCUCAGACAUGCCCGAUACGUGGCUAUAUGGGAUAGGCGAGCGGAGCUUGUUGUGACUGGGACACCGACAUUUGUCUCAUCUGUUUCUGCAGACUACAAGAUAUGGUAUUACAGCAUCACACGGGUGUUUGUAUCUCCAUCUUUCAGAUUCCCUACUCACCACUAUUAGCCCAGUUCCAUGCCUUUGCACUUGACGACAUGGGAUUUGCAGCAUAUACAUGAGCGAGCGACUGCCACAGUUAGUGAGACGCAUGACAUGGACACGUACCAUCAGGUUCUAACGGGCAUUGCUUCCUUGUGUUCGGAUAUGUUGGGGCGAGUGGACUAUAUAUGGACAUCUUCAAAAUAUGACCCCCUCUCAGGAUUCUACACCAUCGACAUCAAAAGCAACAACAGCUUCUACAUCUCAGACUCAGCGUGACAGAGUUGUUCUUCAGCCACGUCAGCGGCGUAGGCGUAUGCGUCAACAGCCACACCUCCAUGACCAGGAUGACCAAGAAGACCUUCAUAACUUGUAGUCUGUCUCCAUUAUUGGACUUAUUCAUGUAGUCCGAAUAUGUAGAUUUUUUUAAUUUGUGAAACACUUUACUUUAUGACGUAUGUCCACC